Molecule: messenger RNA, 7001 nt
Organism: Liolophura sinensis
Lineage: Eukaryota; Metazoa; Mollusca; Polyplacophora; Chitonida; Chitonidae
Product: mitogen-activated protein kinase kinase kinase 4-like
Biological process (GO): protein phosphorylation; MAPK cascade
Molecular function (GO): protein kinase activity; ATP binding
Source: RefSeq, a predicted model, not a curated record
GAUGAUUGUAACAAUUAAGAUGCCUUUUUUUUCUUUCUCAAGCAUGUAACGUACCUCGGUAUAGGCCUACUACUGUAGAUAACAACACGUGCAGUUCCGCUACAGCUGAAAAUCCACGCCUUCCUGCCAGCAAGUUUAUAUACUGCUAUCUAAUCUGAUAAUGUUGGACAUUACUAGCUUUGUUCAAUGAAGAUUGAACUCAGGCCCUGGAUGCUAAAAACUUGACACACACACACUGUUUUACUGAAGCUUUUAUCAAUCUAAGCGUCUAGUCCGACAUUCGUUGGCCACUCAUGGGAUUAGCCUAAGACACGUCUAUCUUAAUCCCAGGCCACUCGUAAACCAUAAAGACGUGUUCUAAAUCAAUAAUACCCAAAUCCAUUUUCAAAACAACCUAAUCAAGCAGCAGUUCUCAAAAGAAUAUUUAAGAAAUAAUAUAUAAAUAGUGAAUACAGCUGAUUACAUGGAAGAAAGAAGUGCUCAGUCACCAGUCUCAUUGAAGCAGAGAAGACAGUCCAAUCAAAGCCCUUUAACGCAUACGUAAAUAUAAAUAGCCUAUGUGUGUUAGGCCUUGGUUCUCGUUGGUUUCUGUUUUUAGACAUAGUUUUCAUUUUGCCAACUGUGUGCUUAGUGGUCGCUGUUACCGGUCCUUAGCUGUAACCGCUCCAGAUUUCAGGCUUGCUCGGGGUGUACUUCCGGUCCGCUGAUGGAGGUAAGCUGUUCUGCUUGACUGACUGCACGGUCUGAAUAAAGAUUCCUUCACUUGCUGUAAGGCUCUGUAGUAUGCAAAUUGGCCGUGGUAGUGUAUUUAAACAACCAACUCGCAGUAUAAUCAGGAACAGUGUUAACUUCUGCUCCAGCAGGGUCUUUCUAACGUGACACGCUGUGCUGAACAAGAGAAAUGAUGACAGAAGUUCGGCCUAGAGAUGGUCCCGUUCCAAAUCCCGUGAGAAAAGGCGUGACUACAGCUCAUCGACAGUGCUAUGGCGGAUGGGACGGGCGAAGGAAAUCUGUCGCGCUCUCCCAGAGAGGAUUAUGAUCCCUUGAAAGAUUAUCUCUCUUCCUCUGAAGGGAAGACAUACAAAUCUUCUAUCAGUCAUGAAGACGUCUAUGUGACAACCCACCCUGAUGAAGAAUCUCCCUCAAGUUCUAUUGAUCUGGAAAAUGAGGCUCUCUAUGGGGUGACCCCGCCCGUCAGCCUUAGGAGUGUACACAGGGAACGUCGCAUACACGGGAGUAAGAAAAGGGAGAGCAGCUUUAAAGACGGCAAAGACCCUGCCUUUGCCCGUCGAAAUUACAGGAAUAAAUCAGAUGUCAAUGUUAUUCGUGACUCUUAUGAUGUUUGCAGGGCAGGCGAGUCCUCUUCCAUGAGCCACAUGGAUUCUGAUGAGUUUAGCUACUGGGAGGUGAAGGAUGCCAAAGAGCGAAAGAAGCGAGAGAGUAGAGAGUCAAAGAAAAGUCUUACUGCCUGUCGCAGCAGCAACAGGUUUGCUAAAAUAACAAUGGGGGUCUUGGGAGUGAUACUGGUGGUGCCGAAGUCUUCAGUCAUACCGGUAACCCACGUACCUGCAGACACAUCACACAGGCAUCGUCCAGUGAAAAAGUCAUUUGCCUCAGUGGAGAGCGGGAGUGACACGGGUCUGGAUGGCAGAGUUCGACGACCAGCCUCCUUCAGUAAAAAUGACUGUCCUGAAGAUCGUAAGGAGUUCUAUCAUAUUUUCUCCACACUAAUUAACAUGGGCUCUCACGCCAAGAAGGAAAAAGAUCAGAAAGUUGGUAAAGCUACUUACAUGAGACAGAAAAGCUCUGAACAAGAAAUCUGGCAGACAAGAUUAAAAGAUGCUAUUUGGCUAGAACUUCAGGCAUGGCACAGUAGCCGCAAACGCGAUGAGGAGGAAGAAUUUCUGAGGAGGGAGCGGGGUAAAGUGUCUGAGGUACUUGCAGAAAUCCUCAAGUUCAAGCUAAACUGUGAUAUAGGAUCUGGUCUGACAGAGAUAUCCCCCUCCAAAGUUAAUGACCUGCCUCAAUCUCCUGAACACUUUGCUGCCACGGCUGCCUCCUUCCAAACCAUCACUCUAACAGAAAAUACAGUCCAGUGCCAAAGAGACGCUAUGAAGCAGGUGGAAUCGCUCCUCGAAAAGCUAGAGAUUUGUGAAAGGCAUUUCCCUACAAUGAAAGCCUUCUGGCAAUAUGAUGAGAUUUAUCGUAGCCAGGAAUUUCGGCAGCGUGUGAGAGCAUUGUAUUUGUGGUUGAAUGUGACUCGUGAUAUGUGCCAGAAAAUGAAGGAAAUAGGUAAAAUGAUGGGUGUGCAAAAUGUGAUAGGGGUUGUAGACUGGCCUUGGAUGGAUUACCAACCCCCUAAACAGGACAACCCUCUUAAUCCCUCCCUGUAUACAGCCACUCACAUACGCCGAAUCAGCGUUCCUGAACUGAAGGAACCCGAUGCUAUGGUGCAGACUUCACACUCUCUGUCAUGUCUCUCAGAAUUAAACACCAGUGAAGCUGGAGAAGGGGAGGAGUCCGAUUCAGCCAAUCAGGAUGCUGUGAGUGGGGGCCGCAACCUGAAAGUAGUCAUUCCUCCUACACGUAAAGUGCAGUUCUCCCCAGGCAGUGAGCAGAAUUCACGCUCUGGCACACCUGUUCUCAUUGACAGCCCAGUCCACUCAGGCUGCUCCACUCCCACAAAACUGCUGCCCAAGUCAGGCUCGGCUCUCUUUCAAAACUUGUCCAGGGCAUCCAGCGAGCUGUGUUUGGAUGAUCUGUCCAAGACGUCAGUCUAUCGUUACUUUGUGGACAAAAGUCUGAAAAAGAUGGGAAUGCACAAGCUGUUGCUUAGACUUCAUAAACUACUGCACCAUUCUCUUCAGAGAGCCAAGGAAGCAUUGGAGAAACCUAAAGAUCCACCCUCUUGUGCUGAGGUGGCGGACUGGGAUCGUAGUCCUGGAAACCUUCCAACAUUUCCAUCACUGGACCCCCCAGAGACGGGUUCCCAUCCAAGUACACUCGCAGAGGAGAAGCCUGAGGACUGGAACAAGCAAUUCAUGGAUAUGGGCUUACCAUCCUUCAGAUCCAGCUAUCUGUUCCUCACCAGGAUCAAGCUGGAUGUGAUACACGAGUGCCUAAGGCUGCGUCUAGAACAGAGGCCAAAGUCAGAUCCCUCAUUUCUCAGUAUAAGACAGUUAAUUCAUGAAUGUAAGGAGGUUCUGAAGGGAGCUGUCAAUGUGAAGCAGUAUUAUCAGCAGAUGGUCUCAGCAGUCCUCUGGGAUGAUGAAAAUGCAGAGGAAAACUUUGCAUCCAGUCUUGAGCAGUUUGACACGGAUAUGAGGAAAAUGCUUGAGAUUUACUUCUCAUACCUACAAAAUUGGAUGUACAGCCUUCAAAAUCUACCCGAGGCAUCUCGUAGUUUAAAGAACGCACUGGAGAUAGAGUGGACUUUUACCAAGAAGAUUUGUCCUCAUGUAGGGGGUGGAGAGGCAGAGGCUGGGAAAAAGUUCAGUACCCUGGCCAGCAGUUUGUUGAGCUCCAUAUCAGACUUCCUGGAGCAGGGCAUGGACGACUGCACAGCCCAUCUGUUUGACAUGACCCUGGGAGAUAGUGAUGACCGAGAAGACGGGGAGGAGGAUGGUGAUGGGGAAGAUCAGCUAGAUGAAGAUGAUCAGCUAGAUGAAGAGGGGGACACCAGGGAUGAGGCAGAAAGCCUAAUGCCCCAUCGCAGACCAGGGCUCUCCCUGGAUGUGUCCCAGAGGCUGGGUGAGCAUACCUCUGACUACCUGAUGGAGGAGGACCAGCAGGCAGACCACCGACACAGGGACUUCAGGCAUUCCAUUCAGCAGACCUGUCGGGACUUCAAAAACUUAUUUCAUGAGGCCAGACAGAGGGCUUCCAAGGCACUGGGAUUUGCUAAAAUGCUGAGAAAGGAUCUGGAGAUUGCUGCUGACUUUAAUAUUGCUGUGACUACAAAAAAUCUGCUAGAAAAACUGAAAGAAACCAGCCAUGUGCGGGUGAUUGCCCCAACCAGUGCUGGGUACCUAAUGUUUAUACCUCAGAGUAUUCUAGAAAACAAGUCUCUUAUUCUCCAAUUGCUCAACGUGACAUGUGGUCGAGAAGGCACUAGUAACUCUUACCUGGCUGGGCGAGAUGAGGGUUACCUGCUUAUGGUUCGCUGCGAGGGUGGCGCUGAUCAUAUAAGGGAAUGCCCAAUGUGGAAUGGGCAGAAGAUCCACGUGGAGCCCACUGCGGAGACAACUAUAGCUCUCUCACACAUAGAGGUUGAUGGACUGUUGUUGGUGGUGAUCCACUCCUCUCAACUGGGCACUCAGAGACGGGACUUUGAACAGAAGAUGGGACCUACUGUGGAACUGGUGAAUGAACAGACAUCUUGUCACCAGAAAAUAGCAGAGGCACUGGAAGAACUGAAGACUGCAGCAUUAAACCUGCGUGAGAAGGUGGUGCAGGCGAUCAAGCAGGUGGAUGAGAAGCUGAACUUAGAGGAUACAGAGCACCUGGAAGAAGCGGAGAGGAGCCACCUGCUGAAACUCUACAGGGAAACCAUGUUACAGUGUUACAACUUUGGUUUUGAGUAUCACAAGGAGGUGACUCGCCUUGUGACAGGAGAUGCUAGGCAUCGACUUGGACGAGCUCUUAUAGACUUUGCUCAAGAGUGGAUGAAGUUUGUCUCUCAGAAGUGCGAGCGUGGGCGAGGAAUGAGACCCAGAUGGGCGAGCCAGGGCUUGGAUUUCCUCACUGUGGCAUGUGAACCCAAGACAAUGACAUGUCUGACAGAUGCAGAGUUCCAGAACUUGAAGCAGAGUAUCAAUGACUGCAUAACCCAUGUGAUAGGAAGCGCAGAGAGAAUUGUCCCGUGGAGCCCUACCCAGGGUUUCAAGGUGGGCCAGGAUGUUCAGAAGGUGAACCGUAUUUUCUCCUGGCCAGCCGAAUCCCCCAAAGUCUCACGAUCCUUUUCCCACUUAAGUGAACCAACACCUACCCCGAAACGCAGCCCUGAAACGGCACCAGUAGAAUCCGCCCACUCUGCAGAUCCUGUGCUCCCCAGCUUCCCGUACUCCAAAUGCAUGAGGGCUGUGGAAAGACUGGAGCAGGAACGCAACAGGAAGCUACAGGAGAAACGUGUGAUUGGGCGGGUGACGACCAGGAUGUAUGAGACAGAUUAUCACAUCAGCGUUAGGAGGGUCAACUUCAGGUGGCAGAGAGGCAUCAAGAUAGGUGAGGGUCAGUUUGGGAAGGUCUACACAGCUGUCAACAUGGACACCGGCGAACUGAUGGCCAUGAAGGAGAUGAAAUUCCAGCCAAAUGACCAUCAGGCAUUCAAGGGAAUUGCUGAUGAAAUAAAGAACUUUGAAGGAAUCGAACAUAAAAAUUUGGUCCGCUAUUAUGGCGUAGAAGUACAUAAGGAUGAGUUGUUGAUAUUCAUGGAGUACUGUGACAGAGGAACCAUUGAGGAUGCUGCAAAGUUGGGGUUACCAGAGCACAUGAUCAGGAAGUACACGCGGGACAUUCUUGUGGCCAUACACACUUUACAUGAACAUGGUAUUGUUCAUAGAGAUAUUAAAGGAGCAAAUAUAUUUCUGACAUCGGAUGGGUGCUUGAAACUGGGUGACUUUGGGUGUUCUGUUCGAUUAAAGAGCCACACAACGAUGCCUGGGGAAGUAAACGCACUUGUGGGAACUACAGCCUACAUGGCACCUGAGGUGAUAGCUCGUAGUGGUCAGGAAGGUCACGGGAGGGCAGCGGACAUCUGGAGCUUAGGCUGUGUUGUCUUGGAGAUGGUCACUGGAAAGCGACCAUGGCAUGAGUUUGAGAACAACUACCAGAUCAUGUUUAAGGUGGGAAUGGGCUGUACACCUGUCAUUCCUGAAAGCCUGAGUGCCGAGGGUAAGGAAUUCCUGGAGCAUUGUUUUAGAACAGACCCCACAGAAAGAGCUACGGCCAGUGACCUACAGACACUUCUCUUCACCAUGGUCUAUGAAGAAGUGGAGGAUGCGGUAUGAUGUUGGCAAAGAUAUAGCAUGUUAUUAUACUUGAAAGAGUUGUUUUUGUAUUUCUUCGUGUAAUUUAUUUGCACACAAAAUUUACUGUGUGGAUUGGCCUUAUGAGUUAAUUUGUGCAGAAAAAGAGAAGUAGUAUUUUCAGCUUAUUUUAUGUGCAUGCAGGAUGUAAAUGUGAAUAUUUGUGCUAUAUUUGGAUAAUCUGUUUGUUAGACAAUUUGUACAUAGUUUUAUUUGUAUAGAGAUUUACCUGAGUACGGGCUGGUUAUUUGACUGAAAGCUUAAUGCGUGUGUACGUAGAGGUGAGAGUCAGACCUUACCUCUGGAUGUGUAAUUAUAAAUUGGCCAGUGAAAGUUCUGAAUCUGAAUGUUAAUUUGUCUAUAAAUAUUUUACGAUUAAAUGAUCAGAAAAUUCUUAUCUUUUGAAAAUAAAGUGCUGAAGAGGAUUUUGCUGGACAUUUUGCUGAUACGUAUGUACAUGUAAUAUGAGCUCUUGUAAUAAAUGAUGUUAGUGUCCUUCCUGCAGAGGAUGAAAACUGAUCCGUCAUCAGGUGAUUCUUAACGAAGAGAAAUCGUAGGACAGUUGUCAACUUUGUGGAAAAGAGAAGCGAGAAGCGUAGGGACAUUUCAGUGAUGAAUUCCGCACAUUUCACUUCGCACAUGGAACUUACAGCCAUAGAAGUGGUACACCCACAGCUAUGUUGAAUUAAUGAAUAUAAGACAACGUACAUAUGUGUGAUGUCUAGGGUAAUUUAGGGUAAUUAUGCCUCACUCUACCCAGCAUGUUAUUCCCCAUGAAGCGAUUUGGAAAGUUUGCAGAAGCAACACGAAGCAAACCUCCUGGGGCUCCAUAAAUCCAGUGUUUUAUCUUCAUAAAUAAUUAUUAGUGUUGGUCAUUAUCACAGUCAGCUUUGCUGUAAGGUGGCCUGUCGGGAGCUUGUGCCCUUUCAAAGUCGCACUAAAACUGAACUUGCAAUAUAUUUGUCAUGAACUAAA